AUGUGGAGGGUCAAUCAAGCACGUACUCUUUCCAAGGUUCGUUUUCUGCCCAUUUUUGCAGUUUCGAGACGCUUUUUGAGUGCAACAACUGUUUUCCAAAAGAAGGGCAAAGAAAAUGGGUCAGAGCAGGACUCAAGCCCAGAUGUUGUGUCCAAUUUGCAAUCAAAAAUUUCUCCAGCAAAUCAAGUGCCUUGGUAUCUUCAAGUCGUGGAAAAACCGCCUCAAUCAGGUCCUCAAACGCAGUUGCAAACUAUCCAGUUGCCUCAGGGAUCUCCAGAUUCCUUGAAAACAAUCACAGAGUUUUUGCGUGACAAGCUUGCACUGGAAAACAUUUUGGUGUUCGAUUUGCGUCAGGAUAAAGAGUCCUUCACCACCGCGUGCAGCCGAAUCGGCGAUUUUAUGGUCCUUGCUACUGGAAAGUCCGGCAAACAUUGUCACAAGAGCUUUGUAGAAGUAAACACGCUGUUGAAGAAUAUUUUCAUGACGGUGGGGGACGUGGAAGGUAAUAUUAGUGCAAAAGAACUUCGGAAACGGCAAAGGCGGCUCGCAAGACGCUCAAAUUUGAACAGAUCUGCCCAAGCGACCCUAUCGCGUCAAAGCGCACUCUCUGAUUGCUGGUAUAUGAUUGAUUGCCAUGUGGACGGCAUUUUUGUCAAUAUUCUGACCGAAAACCGGAGACAUGAGCUCAAUUUGGAAGAACUUUACGCACCGGAGAGCGACAGGCACUUGUACGAGCGUGGUCCUGAUGCAGAGGCCAGUGAACAGCUAGACGAUGACGAUAACGUCUUGGCCGGACUUAGAAGACUUGCUUCGCGACAUCAGCAACGAUUUUACUCGACUUCUGCUUCUCAGGACCAUUCUGUUUACAAAUCGCUGCUACAACAAGAUUUCAAACGUGCAUCCCAACACAUUUCGAGUCCGUCACUUGGAUCGCUUAAAUCGGUCACGCAGGCUUUGGAAACUAUACAGGAAGGAACGGAGAUUGAUGUGAACAAUUGGAGACGAAUUUUCGAUCGUUGUUGGCCAUUGUACGUGUCCAAAGCGGAACAAGACGAGUAUUGGUCCCAAAGACUAUACUUCUUCAAAUUAUUAAACUGUGCUGCCCCGAAACGGGCCUCCGUGCGAGCAUUCUUGACAGAUUACUUAGUUUUGAAAGCUGCGCAAGGUGGACAACUAUCGCGAAAUGAUCUAUGCGAAUUUUUGCAAUCCGUGGUGGCCACGUUGAAGGAUGAUAAGACUACCGAUUACUGGGAUCUUGUCGCUUACAAUAAGCUUGUUGUCGACGCAAUCAAAUUGUACCAAGUUAACAACCCGGAAGUGAUCAGGAACGAACAAGUCGUAUGUGGGCUCAUAGACACGAUGCGAUACACUAAUUCCAAGACCACAGUGUGCUUGCAUGCGGUUUACGAGCUCAUAGACUUUAUAAGCGAGGAGUUUCAAGCGCGUGUUCCGGACUCAGUCGUGAAAAACAUAUUGACGUUGCUGGCGCAAAGACAUGAUUGGAACAAAUUGUUCAGUUUCUGGGCAAAAUGCCAGGGCAAGACGGCGGACUUGCGUCCUUGGCCGAUUUUCCUCGAUACGUUUACAAAUUUUGCCGAUCGACAAUGGAUGCAAUAUCUGAUCAAUGAGGGCCAUUUACUAUGGAUCAAACGCAAUGGCGUGAAGAUCACACCGGAAUUGCGUACAUCGCUGGCACGACUGUUUUCACUAGCAGAACCCUCGGGUGUUGCGUACAAAGAUUUGUACAAUUAUCUCGUUGACAACGCCACGACCGCAUAA
Lachancea mirantina is the source of this 1779-nucleotide messenger RNA. Lineage: Eukaryota; Fungi; Ascomycota; Saccharomycetes; Saccharomycetales; Saccharomycetaceae. The record is from the annotation of a GenBank genome assembly.